AUGGGUUUCCAGGCACAGCGCAGUUCAUUGCGCAAUGCUAUCAAAGCAUCUGUAAGCCAGAGGCCAGACUACAAUUCAACAGAUAGUAUGCAGACCCAGGCGAUCGACGCUGGUAACUUUCUGGCCAACGCAGCGAAGGGUCGGAAGCGAACCAGUGCGAAUGGACAACCACCAGCAAAGAAGCAGAGGAUUGCACGGCCAUCAAGAGCUAAGACGCCAGCACCGGAGGUAAGCACCGCAGCAGACGUAGCUGAGCAGCCUUCUCUGGACCAUGAGCGAGUUGUACCAGAGAAACCAGAGGCCGUCGCAGGAGGAACUGGCGGGCAUGGGCCCGUAGACAUUCAAAUGUCUCCGCAUGACAGCAUUGCCAGCAGUCGCACGCUUGUUGCAGACAAGCUGGCUCCGGAGGCGAAAGACGAUGACGGAGCUGCUAUGGACGGCAGCGAGCCUAGUUCGGAGCUGGAUGAGGACGAGUUGCUCGACGCGGAAUUAGCCUCUGAGGCGGACCAACAGCAGGCCUCACGACUUACCUCGGCAGCAGAGCCAAAGCGAAGCGAGCAGACCACGUCGAAUGAGAGCAAUGCAACAGGGGCGGACCAAGCGGCCGAUGACACCGCCAUAGGCAUCCCGCAAGACGAAGAGCACUUGUUCAAGGAUGUGCAGUCACAGCAGGCGUCAGACGCUGCUGAGGAGAGCAAACCAGAGAGGCUUUGCCCAGCAGCAAACCUGCAGGAGAGCAAACAAGUCUCGCUUGAUGAGCAUGUUGCAUCGAUCGCGAACGGGGCAGUUGGAGACACCGUCCCAACCGUGCCACAAGAUGGAGAGGGGAGUACGGAAAGCCAAGCACAAACGGCUGAGCUAUCACCCGUCGCUGCGGCCUACCCAUCACCUCCGGGUACUCAGGAUAGUGACAACGGGUCUUCAGUGGUAACAGAUAUGAAUCCGGAGCUGUUGAAACUAUCCCGAGCACUCACCUACCGCAAGCCACUUGCAGAGAAGGACGCACCGCAAGGCCAGCCAAGGGUCUGGGCCGACAGCCGUCAAGCCUUGUGCGAGACGGUACCAUACUUUAAGAAGCCACAGGGUGGCUGCCAUUCCAAAGAUGGUCAUGCGUAUGCCUUUUUGUUCGACGGUGUCGGUCACUGCCGCGAGUACAUGGACUCGGACGUGAUCAUCGCCCGCGCCGGAGGUGGCAUGGAGUCAGACAGCAGCAUAGGUUCAAUGCUGCAAGUGAAGGACCAGAAGCUCGAUGAAUCGCAAGUACUAGCUGUGAUCAACGACAUCGUGCUCCAAAAUCCAUUGAUUGUUAUCUGUGGUAACAAGAACACGGGCGCGUUGUCCAAGAUGCCGCAUAAGUAUUGCGUGCUAGGAUGGUUCAAGCCUGUCGCAGUCUGGGCCGAGAAGACUGCCGGAAAGGGCAAAAAGAACUGGACAACCAUCAAGUACCGGUUUGAGAGGCUCGGCAGCGACGAGGUGCCAGCCUGGCACGCACCCAAGUCGAUCGAUAUGCCAAACACAGCAGGACUCGAGGCCCUCUUCGAAAAGACUUGCACUGCAUGUGACCAGCGGCACCCACAGGUCUAUCUCGAGUCAUGGAUGUGUUUGAACCCCACCUGCCAUCAUUUCUGGCAGCUGGACGACGGCAAAGAAGCACCAUGCGGCAAGCUCGAGUACAACCCUGCGUAUCUCCUUACACGAACAAGGUGGGACGUCGAGAUCGAGCCAUUCGAUGUUAGGCCUCGGCUUCCGACCAUUGGCAAGACUGUUGGCGACAACCUCACGUACAUCAACACCCGCGGAGUCUGCUGUCCAGAGUGUGGGAGAUGUAAUCAGCGCUAUAAGUUCACGGGUUGGCAGUGCGAAAAUCCGGAUUGUAAUUGGGCGCUACAUGUGCAACAUCAGCCGGUCAUGCCGGCAAACCUCCACAACCCAUGGGAGUCUCUUGGCGACGGCCCAGCGCUGGGCUGCAACAAGCACAAGGCUGGUGUGAACGUGCAGAUCCGAUACACGCAUCACUAUAAGGUUUACAGGUACACCUUUACUGGGGUCGAAGGCUGCUUCGUCCACGCGGUGGCCAACAAGAUCAUCAACCAAGAGCAACCUGACGGGCCUGACGCUAUGUUGGCCGAGAUUCAGAUUGUCGACAUGGGCCUCGAGCGGCGCAGGUUUGUUGGCGGAAAGGUGUCUGGAAGUAUGGAAGGAGAGGUGACACGGGCGUCUCAGCGCAAGGGCACUGGGAAGGUAAAGCUCCUGACGCCACCAGCAGAGCAGAUGUCCACGCUCAACAACGGUGAUGUGGAGGAGGUAGACCAAGCCACGGGCAAGAAGCUAGAGGUGGAAGACGGCGACUUCAUGACAGCUUUCUCUAUGAACUAUGGCAUGCCAUAUAAGUUCGUGGCCAGCGGCGCCAGCAAGUCUUUCGAGGACGCACCGUUGGCCGUGAGAGCAUGCCGCUCGCGCCUGAAUUGGGCUGCGAAGGAAUUCCUGGCCGAUCAAUCAACUGAGACUGACUUCAACGAGGAGCUGGUCUUCGCUUACAUGGAGGGCCAGAAGAUCGAAUACCACGAUGACGGCGAGGAAGGUCUUGGUCCACGCAUCGCCACUCUCUCGCUGGGUGGCAAAGCCAAGAUGCACAUGCGCAUGAAGAAGAAGCACUUCGUCGGCUGCUCCAAGACAGGCGUUCUGACCGCCGACGAGCCUCUGCUGGGCAGUAUGGAGUACGAGAAACGGCACCGGGCGUGGACUGAGCUCCAGCCUUUAAAGGAGUCCGACAGGGCUGCUUACCGGCGUCGGCAGAAGGAGAUCCCAAAGGAGAUUGGCAUAUACGACAAGCGCAAUAAGAACCCCGACGAUCUUGUGACCGUGACCCUUGGCCACGGCGACAUCGUCUUGAUGGAUGGGUAUGACAUCCAGAAGUAUUUAGAGCACAAGGUCGUGCCGGAGGGUUACUUGCGGUUCGCGCUUACUUGCCGCACGGUCCUGGAGCACCAUCUCAAGGAGCACGAGCGGCCUAGGUAUGAGGUGAAGCCGGAUGAUUACGGCUACGAUGGGUCGAAGUUGCUCUAG
Messenger RNA from Anthostomella pinea, 3066 nucleotides. NCBI's taxonomy places the organism in Eukaryota, Fungi, Ascomycota, Sordariomycetes, Xylariales, Xylariaceae. The record is from the annotation of a GenBank genome assembly.